Plutella xylostella (diamondback moth) is the source of this 3548-nucleotide messenger RNA. RefSeq names its product Mitogen-activated protein kinase phosphatase 3. Gene Ontology annotation, cellular component: cytosol; cytoplasm. NCBI's taxonomy places the organism in Eukaryota, Metazoa, Arthropoda, Insecta, Lepidoptera, Plutellidae. Gene Ontology annotation, biological process: negative regulation of MAPK cascade; peptidyl-tyrosine dephosphorylation. Gene Ontology annotation, molecular function: protein tyrosine/threonine phosphatase activity; MAP kinase tyrosine/serine/threonine phosphatase activity; MAP kinase tyrosine phosphatase activity. The record is from RefSeq and is a predicted model, not a curated record.
UAGCUGUCUAGCGCUCGUGUAGUUGAGCGUUCAAUGAAUAUAAUUCAAUCAUUCAUUGUUCCGCCCGCUCCCUGCUCCUCAUUUCUCGUUUUGGUUUUGCGCUUCGCUCGUCGCGUUUGUAGUGUUUAUUUUAGAUUUUAGAAUACAUGUUUUUACUUGGGCAAAGUUUAACUAAAUUCAAGUGUCGCCUAACGGGUUUGAGUGUAAAAUGUCGAAGUGUAAGAACUCGAUUGUGUGCUGUAACAUGCAAUAGUGCAACAGGCUAGCCCUACGGUUCGUGUAAACAGAGAACACAGUGAUAACAAGAUGCCCACGGAUUCGGAAUGCGAGUGCGACGUGGUGUCGAGGGAGUGGCUGCUGGGGAAGCUGCGGUCGGACGAGCGGGACAUGAUCCUGAUCGACUGCCGCGGGUCCAACGAGUACUCGUGCUCGCACAUCCGCUCGGCGGUGAACUUCUCCAUCCCGAGCAUCAUGCUGCGGCGGCUGGCGGCGGGCAAGAUCGCGCUGGCGUCCACGGUGCAGUGCAAGGAGCUGCGGGCGCGCCUCGAGCACUGCGGCGCGCGCGGCUGCCUCGUGCUGUACGCCGACGCCGCGCGGGACCCUGACUCCGUGCACGGGAUACUGCUCAAGAGACUCAAACAAGAUGGCGUGCACGUCGUGUGUCUGGAAGGUGACUUCGAGGAGUUCCGCCGCGCCUACCCCGAGUGGUGCAGCGAGGCGGGCGCGCAGCACGUGCCUCAUCUGCCGCUCAUGGGACUACGCUCGCUGCGCAUAUCCGGCUCGGGCUGCGACGACGCGCUGUCGUCGGGCUCAUCCUCCGAGUGCGAGGACGCGCACGCCCACGCCCCGCAGGACUUCCCCGUGGAGAUCCUGCCCAACCUGUUCCUCGGCAACUCCGGCAACAGCGAGGACGAGGACUCGCUGCAGCGGCACAACAUCAAGUACGUGCUGAACGUGACCCCGGACCUGCCCAACACGUUCGAGGCGGCGGGCGGCGGCAUCAGCUACCUCAAGAUCCCCAUCGCCGACCACUGGAGCCAGAACCUCGCCGUGCACUUCCCGCAGGCCAUACGGUUUAUUGAGGAAGCGAUGUCAGCCCAAUGCGGCGUGCUGGUCCACUGCGUGGCGGGCGUGUCCCGCUCCGUGACCGUCACUCUGGCCUACCUCAUGCAGCGGCACCGGCUGUGUCUCCGAGACGCCUUCGAGCUGGUCCGCUCGCGCAAGACGGACAUCGCGCCCAACUUCCACUUCAUGCGGCAGCUGCACUCGUUCGAGCGCGACCUCGGGCUGCACGAGCACGCCGCCUCCCUGAGUAAGGUGUUGGAGGAGCUGGGCGUGCGUGAGUCGGCGGCGGCGGCGGGCUGCGGCUGCGCGGCGCCGGCGGGCGUGUCCCCCGACUCCGGCAUCGAGUUCGACCGCUGGAGCGCCGCGCGCGCCACGCCGCAAUGACAGUUCUUCACGCCGCCGCCCGACCGACCCACCAGCCUCCCGCUACCGGAGGACCAGAGUGAGAUGCAAGACGGAUAGACGCGGUGUUGGUCACCCUGUAGUUGAAAUUCGAAGUAGAGAUGGAUAAAAUUCAGGAUGAAAUUCGCGGUUUAAUGUCACAGUACAAAUGAAAGUUGCUUAUAGGCCGAGCGGCGCGGGCGGCCGCCAGCAAUUAUUAGACUAAACACUUUUGUAUUUACCUAGUAAUGUUUGUUUCUUAGCACGUUAAUAAAAUGUAUAAUCAUUCACACACGCUGCGAACUCUUUUGUAUUCGUAUGAAAUAUUAUGUAGGUUAUAGUUAGUUACGUAGAGGCGCACGUACGAUGUUCGGAGUUAAUCUGUUUAGUGCCACAAACCCUAAGGUUAUAACGUUGUAGGUAUAAGUGAACAUUAAUAGAUAUGAAUGAGAUAAACUUUAUGAUAUAUUAUGUAUGUUUUAUAAGUUUUGAUAAUGGUAUACCAUGCGGUGUAAGAUACAAAACUUAAAAUGCAUUCCCGUACAUACUUCUAUCUUCCAUUUAUGUUAAAUUGUGUUUCGUUAAUUGAAAUGAGAAUAUAAUAAGAUCGUAUAUCUCCUCUAUGAGGGGAAUUUUAAAUACAUUUAUAUACAGUUUGGUUUACGUGUCCAGAUCAUGAAAAUAGUACAAAUUAGACACAAUUCAUAGCUACGUCUCUGUGCCUUGCACAAUGGCUCUACAUGUUAACAAUACUGUGGUACAGAUAUAACUACAUAUUUACAUAAAUACAUUACACAUUAUUUACAUCUGGGCACCGCCACUUAUAGAGUAAAGUAUAUAAUACAAAUACACGGUGUAUUAUUUAUUUGUGAACAGGGCUUCUAGAACUCUUCCAUUAUUGUUAACUGAUAUUCUUUACAAAUGUUGUGUGCGAAUGAGUGAGUGACAAUAUUAUCAUCAUACAUUUAUAGUAUAACAGAAUAUAUAUGUAAAUUGAUAAAGUGAAGCCAUUGCUUCGGCGUUUUGCUGAACGGACACCUCAGCUAGUCGCUACUUUAUUUCAUAAUGUUAUGAUGUAACCCUAAGAGUAUAUUUUUAUGAUAAAACAUUAAUGUCUUAGUUUAGAUGAAAAUGCUGUUUAUUUUUCUAUCAGUCAAUCUAUUUUAUCGACUCGAAUAGCAUCAAUGCAAUUUAGUUGUUCCAAAAAUUUAGGUAUCUCUACUAGCAAUAUCAGAUGGUGGAAUAAUUUUGUGCUUGUUUUAUUUGUAAGGUCAAUAUUUUUAUACUGAAUGUACAUGACAAAUAACAACAUUGAAUUACGACGACGUCGGUCUAGCUAUUGAAUGAGAGAAAUGUAUCGCGGAUGAAAAUCAUUCACUGUCGUUAAUUUUAUUUUAUUGAAAAAAGUCGUCAAAUCGUAUUUUUCUAUACAAUUGUUUUCUAUCAACUUCCUAUUGUAAAUAAGUGGCAAGCUUUAAUUUAAGUAUAUUGAAUUAUAAACAUGUAGAGAAGUUGUUAACACUGAAUUUGUUGUAUAUUGAACAUGCAUUGUAACCGCUUCCCACAAAGAAUUGUUGCCAAUAUAUUUUGUAAGUAUCUCCCAUGACUACCAUGCGGAAUAUGGAGGUGUAUUGUUGCGAAGUUGGUGCGGGGUCGGGGGCGGCCGUGGCGGCCCCGGCGACUCACGUAGUGUAAGCGUUGCUUGGAGGGUCACUUCAGCUUGACAAAAAACCUACGUUUAAUACAACGAGAUGCUGAUAGAGUCGUGGUUAGUUCAGCUACAGUGACCCUCCUGCUCCAUCCCCAACCUAGUUGUAAAUCAUGAUGUACCGACACUUCGAAUGCACUGUAAGUACACAUGACUUUUUAUAUUUCUAGAAUUAAUAAUAUAGUGCACAAAUUCACGUUAACUUGAUUAUGUACCUACUUGUAAAACUACGUAUGUAUCGGUUUCUUUUAAAUUGUAACAUAAAAUAUAUGUUAACUGACAAUGUUGAUAAUGUUUUAGAAAACUUUUAGUGCUUCUUCCUGAAAGUCCCUAAUGCCAGUUCAUGGCUCUCAUAAUAUUAACCUCAAAAUAAAUAUAAACAUUGUUAAUUGAA